AACUAAUUAUAUGACCAGAUUCAGAUUAAUGUCAAACCUUUAGCCAUGCAAUCUAUUUUCUCUAUAUAAAUACUAAUACACUAUGACAAACUUAAUAUUAUUGUCUUAAGCAAUGGCUUCCAAAGAAGAGGGUAGCAGCAGCAGCAAGUCAACAACUAAUCCAGCACUAGAUCCGGAUCUGGACAACCCGGAUCAAUCGGGUCUGGAGUUUGCCCAGUUUGCAGCCGGCUGCUUCUGGGGAGUCGAAUUGGCUUUCCAGAGGGUUGGAGGAGUAGUGAAGACAGAGGUUGGGUACUCUCAGGGCAAUGUCCACGACCCGAAUUACAAGCUUAUUUGCUCCGGAACAACCCAACAUGCCGAGGUCAUUCGGAUCCAGUUUGACCCGAAUGUCUGCCCGUAUUCCAAUCUUCUUUCUCUAUUUUGGAGUCGCCAUGACCCCACCACUCUAAAUCGCCAGGGUAAUGAUGUGGGAGAGCAAUACCGCUCAGGAAUAUACUACUAUAAUGAUGCUCAGGCUCAACUGGCAAGGGAAUCAUUGGAAGCUAAGCAGAAGGAAUUUACGGAUAAGAAGAUUGUCACAGAAAUUCUUCCUGCUAAGAGAUUUUAUAGAGCUGAAGAGUAUCACCAGCAAUAUCUAGAGAAGGGUGGGGGCAGAGGUUGCAAGCAGUCGGCUGCAAAGGGCUGCAAUGAUCCAAUAAGGUGCUACGGUUGACAUAGCAAAUCUUUGUAUGUCAAAGCAACUACAAAAGAACUUGUUGGGCAUUUGUCUUGCUUGUUUUUAAAUUUAAAUAAACAUGUUAAUGAUUCUUGAUAUUUCUUAUAAGUACUUGCCUCUCUUGAAUGGAAUAACUAGUAGUCGUAAAGUUUUCUCCUCCUGCUCA
Messenger RNA from Solanum dulcamara, 881 nucleotides. RefSeq names its product peptide methionine sulfoxide reductase. The record is from RefSeq and is a predicted model, not a curated record. Gene Ontology annotation, molecular function: peptide-methionine (S)-S-oxide reductase activity. The transcript has 2 exons. The coding region runs from base 113 to 712 and encodes 199 amino acids. NCBI's taxonomy places the organism in Eukaryota, Viridiplantae, Streptophyta, Magnoliopsida, Solanales, Solanaceae.